Acanthoscelides obtectus is the source of this 519-nucleotide messenger RNA. The record is from the annotation of a GenBank genome assembly. NCBI's taxonomy places the organism in Eukaryota, Metazoa, Arthropoda, Insecta, Coleoptera, Chrysomelidae.
AUGCAUACAGCUACCAACUACUACCUGUUCAGCUUAGCCAUUUCUGACCUACUGUUGCUGACCUCAGGGCUGCCUCCUGAGAUCUACAAGAUCUGGUGCAGGUACCCGUACAUCUUUGGAGAGGUCUUCUGUGUAUUGCAGGGUUUUGCAGCAGAAACUUCAGCCAAUGCAACGGUUUUGACAAUCACAGCCUUCACCGUGGAAAGAUACGUGGCCAUCUGUCAUCCGUUCCUCUCCCACACGCUGAGCAAACUAUCGCGGGCCAUCCGACAUAUAGUGGCCAUUUGGGUCAUGGCCCUUUGCUUGGCCGUACCGCAGGCCAUGUCGUUCGGAGUCGUGUGUGAAGUGAUCGCUGGCGAAAUGCAUACUGACCAUUGCUUGUGUGUGCCGAAACGGACAGUGUUGCCGCACGCUUUCGAGAUAUCGACGUUCGUAUUUUUCGUGGCGCCUAUGUCUAUGAUCACUGUGCUAUACAUCCUGAUUGGGGUUAGUAUAAAUUACAAUUACAGUCGAAACUAA